Pseudophryne corroboree (corroboree frog) is the source of this 2284-nucleotide messenger RNA. Its product is annotated as nodal homolog 2-A-like. The transcript has 4 exons. The record is from RefSeq and is a predicted model, not a curated record. Lineage: Eukaryota; Metazoa; Chordata; Amphibia; Anura; Myobatrachidae. Gene Ontology annotation, cellular component: extracellular region. Gene Ontology annotation, molecular function: cytokine activity; growth factor activity. Bases 206 to 2284 code for a protein of 692 amino acids.
UUCAUGUCUGAAUGUUGGAGUACUGGGCCCUCCCAGCAGGGGACAAGAGAGAUGACAAUGACUUCUGGGAACUAUUGUAACACAGAGAUGAAAGGAUGAUGUGUGAAGAACCAUUGAAGCCCUGGCUCCUUACCUAUAAAAGAGGAAGGUUCUCUAGGAUUCAAAUCAGUCUUGGGGGGCUUCAGAACAAAAAACAUAUCUGAGCAUGAAGAGACCAAGUAUUGCCUGGCUGACAGCUAUCCUGAGCAUUGCAUUCAUCUCCCUGGUCUUGGGAAGGCCCACUCACCCAGAGACACAGCAGACCAGGACUUCUCUUCCAGGAGCUAGAAUGGGACUGACAGCAUCAUCUGGUCUUCAUGGAAAGAGCCAUUCCCGGGGUCAGAAGAUUCCUCUCUACAUGAUACAAUUGUAUCAGACUCUCAUUAUGGGGAAUGACACUGAUCCGUCAGUCCUGGAGCAUCCUGUUCUCUGGGAAUCUGAUUCAGUCCUGAGUCUCACUGCAAAAAGUUGCAGUGAAAUGGGCCACCAUUGGGCAUUUUCUUUUGAUAUGACCUCUAUCUCUAGCAACAAUGAGCUGAGGCUGGUCGAGUUAAGAAUUCAGAGUGCUACAUUACAUAUAUAUAACACUGUAAUGAUAGACAUCUACCACGCCAAAGAAGCUCAGGAGAAGACAUUCGUUGGAACAUUAAAAGCUGACUUAUCCUCUGCAAAUGGCCCCACCUCUAGAGUGUUUGAUCUAACAAAUAUGACUCAGGACUUUAUUUACCACAAGUCGUCUGAGAAAGAAAAUGUGAAGAGUCAGAAAAUGCCUGAUACAAUUAGGUGGAGUAGUUGUGAUAGAGGGAUAAAUCAGAAGGUCAUGCUGGUGGUGUUUCUCAAAGACAAGCAAGUUCUUAACCAUAAUGGACAUCUCAGCCUCAUUAAGACAGUAGAAACAUCUAAGUAUGUGAGGGCGGAAAAUGAAACCAGAAGGAAAUAUGACACUAGCAGACAACGUAGGAGUUGGAAUGUGAAAAACAGCAUCAUUCGAAACAGUAUUCCUCCAUUAUCAGCAGAUAAUGGUGAACCCCUGUGUCGGAGAGUGGAUAUGUUUGUGGACUUUGAACAGAUUGAGUGGGGAAACCAGAUCAUUUAUCCAAAAAGAUAUAAUGCGUACAGAUGUGAGGGAGCCUGCCCUAUUCCUUUAAAUGAAGCAUUCAAGCCAUCAAAUCAUGCCUACAUCAAGAGUUUGAUCAAACUGAAAGACCCCGAGAGAGUGGAUUGUCCUCACUGUGUCCCUGUGAAGAUGAGGCCAAUGUCCAUGUUAAUGUAUGAAGGGGAUAAGAUUGUCCUAAAAAACCAUGAGGACAUGAUUGUGGAAGACUGUGGCUGUAGGCCGCUAAAGUUAAAGGACGCACGGGGUGGCGGCUCUAAACCUACUGCUCUUGUGUCCUCGCUGCUUAGAGAUACGCCCGUCCCGGCCUCUGCUCACACCAGCUCCAUAGCCGACAGUGAAGCGCUUACAGUGGGUGCUAUGAAGCAGCUCCUAACGCAAUUUAAGGAUGAAGUUGCGGCAGAAUUUAGAGCGACUAUGAGGGAAUGCCAGCGAUCUAUUGACGAGAUCGGAGGUCGCACCGAUCCCUUAGAAACGAAAAUGGGUGAAGUGGUGUCGUCGCACAACGACCUAAUCUCUUCACACGAACUGCUCCAAACUGAGGUCACGGCACUUAGAGACAAACUCUCGGAUAUUGAAGACAGAUCGAGGCGUAACAACUUAAAGCUACGAGGUGUUCCGGGAACCGUCGCUAACAGCGCUUUAAGUGACUUUGCAGUUUACCUCUUUAGCAAACUACUUCCUUCGAACCGCCCCGCGGACUUCUUAAUUGAUAUUAUCCAUAGGCUUCCAAAAGCCAGGAAUGCCCCUGAUGGUGUCCCCCAGGAUGUCCUUAUGAGGCUACACUAUUACCAUGUGAAGGAGGCAAUCCUGAAAGCUGCCCGACCUUCGGAUGCUGCGUCAGAGGCGUUAGGCUCACUUCAAAUUUUCGGAGACCUGUCCCCUGCUACUUUGGCGAAACGGCGCUCUCUUUACCCCAUCACAUCAGUGCUACGGAAAGAGAACAUUCUAUACAGAUGGGGAUUUCCUACGAAGUUGCUCAUCUCCCGAGAGGGGUCCACAGUCGUUAUAACGAACGUCGAGGAGGGUAAAAAGAUCCUAGCAUCAUGGAACUCUGCAAGUUCUCCUACACACACCUCUCCCGACCGAGGCCUUCAGCGGGACUGGGCCUCAUCGGCUGCAGAACUUUGA